AGAAGCCCAGGGAAGGUGGUACUUCCAGGCCAGAAGGGAUGGUUGUUUCUUGUUCCUUUCCAAACUCUCAGUAUCCCACAGUGUGAGCCCUCUCAGAUCAGCAUCUUGCUUAUUUCAUGCUUUUAGAUGCUUCUGCAAUGCAAACCAAUAGAUGUUUCUACCUGGCUAUCACUGAGUACCAACGUGAAGUCACCCACCUGAAGUGAUAAAAUCAGGAGAGAUGGGAAACCCAGACAGCACUGGAGAUGCUUAUGUAGCUGUGAUUCGUCCCAAAAACACUGCCAGCCUCAAUUCCCGGGAGUAUCGAGCCAAAUCCUAUGAAAUUUUGUUGCUUGAAGUUCCCAUUGAAGGCCAAAAGAAAAAAAGAAAGAAAGUUUUGUUGGAAACUAAGGUGCAAGGAGGCACUGAGAUAGCCCAGAGCAUCUUGGAUUAUGUACUGGAAACCACCAAACCAAUUUCACCAGCCAACCAGGGUAUUAAAGGAAAGCGUGUGGUGUUAAUGAAGAAGUUUCCUCUUGAUGGGGAGAAGGCAGGCCAGGAGGCUUCACUUUACAUUGUUCCAGCUGUUGUGAAAGAUAACACCAAAUAUGCCUACACUCCUGGCUGCCCUAUCUUCUACUGUUUACAAGACAUCAUGAGGGUCUGCAGUGAAUCCAGCACCCACUUUGCUACACUUACUGCAAGGAUGCUAAUUGCCUUGGAUAAGUGGCUGGACGAACGGCACUCCCGGUCUCACUCCAUCCCAGCUUUAUUCAGACCAUCUCCUCUGGAGAGAAUUAAAACAAAUGUCAUAAACCCAGCCUAUGCCAUAGAACCUGGUCAGACAGAGAGCUCCUUACACAUGGGUUACACUGCCCUGGAAAUAAAGAGUAAAAUGCUGGCACUGGAGAAAGCAGAUGUGUGUAUCUAUAACCCUCUGUUUGGGUCUGACCUGCAAUAUACCAAUAGGGUUGACAAAGUGGUAAUAAAUCCAUACUUUGGCCUUGGAGCCCCAGACUAUUCAAAGAUUCAGAUCCCUAAAAGAGAAAAGUGGCAACGUAGCAUGAGCAGUGUCACAGAGGACAAGGAACACCAGUGGGUGGAUGACUUCCCUCUUCACCGCAGCGCCUGCGAAGGUGACUCUGAUUUACUGAGCCAUCUCCUGGAUAAAAAGUUUUCUGUCAACCAGCUGGACAGUGACCACUGGGCACCUAUCCACUAUGCAUGCUGGUAUGGAAAAGUUGAAGCCACUCGAAUGCUGCUGGAGAAAGGGAAAUGCAAUCCAAAUCUUCUGAAUGGCCAACUUAGCUCCCCUCUGCAUUUUGCUGCUGGGGGUGGACAUGCUGAAAUAGUGCAAAUCCUACUGAAUCAUCCCGAAAUUGACAGACACAUCACUGACCAGCAAGGAAGGUCCCCACUCAAUGUCUGUGAAGAGAACAAACAAAACGAGUGGGAAGAAACUGCCAAACUGCUGAAGGAAGCCAUAAAUAAACCUUACGAGAAGGCGCGGAUUUACCGCAUGGAUGGCUCCUACCGCUCCGUGGAGCUGAAGCAUGGCAACAACACCACUGUGCAGCAGAUCAUGGAGGGCAUGCGUCUGUCUCAAGAAACUCAGCAGUACUUCACCAUCUGGAUCUGUUCUGAGAACCUCAGCCUCCAGCUGAAGCCAUACCACAAACCUCUGCAGCAUAUUCGAGACUGGCCUGAAAUAUUCACUGAACUGACAAACUUGGAUCCACAAAGGGAAACUUCACAGCUUUUCCUGAGAAGGGAUGUUAGACUUCCACUGGAAAUAGAGAAAAAGAUUGAGGAUCCAUUGGCUAUCCUCAUCCUUUUUGACGAAGCCAGAUAUAAUUUGCUGAAAGGUUUCUACACAUCACCUGAUGCCAAGCUGAUCACACUGGCAAGUCUGCUUCUACAAAUAGUCUAUGGAAAUUAUGAGAGCAAGAAACAUAAACAGGGCUUUCUAAAUGAAGAAAAUCUCAAAUCUAUAGUACCAAUCACUAAGCUAAAAAGCAAAGCUCCUCACUGGACAAACAGGAUACUUCAUGAGUACAAGAACCUCAGCACCAGUGAAGGUGUAAGCAAAGAGAUGCAUCACCUCCAGCGCAUGUUCCUGCAGAACUGCUGGGAGAUUCCCACCUAUGGAGCAGCUUUUUUCACAGGACAGAUAUUCACCAAAGCAAGUUCAAGUAGCCAUAAAGUCAUCAAAGUCUAUGUAGGAGUGAAUGUAAAAGGGCUGCACCUCCUUAACAUGGAAACAAAGGCUUUACUGCUCAGCCUGAAGUAUGGCUGUUUUAUGUGGCAGCUGGGAGAUGGAGAUACGUGUUUCCAAAUCCACAGCCUGGAAAACAAAAUGAGCUUCAUUGUGCAUACCAAACAGGCAGGCCUCGUCAUAAAGCUCCUGAUGAAAUUAAAUGGCCAGCUAAUGCCUGCUGAAAGAAACGAGUGACGGGAAUGAAGGAGAGCUCUGACACAGCAGCCGAUGGCCAAGCAAAAAAAUACUUCAUCACAGAAGACUUCCACGUGGGUGAAUUUCCCACAAGAGAAAGGUCCAUUUGUACAGUUUUGUACCUUUGUACAGAAGCUGCAUGGUUUAUUUUUUUAAGAAAGCUCUACAGCACAGCUAUUAUUUUUAUAAGUAUUUUUGUCUUUCCUAUAUAAGCUAUGGUAGGGCUGGAGCUUAACCAGCAAAGCCAAGACGUGUCGCUGGGUUAGCAAGCUGGACGAAGCUGGAGGCUUUUGUUCCCAGGGGGACUACCAGUGCCAUUAAGCAAGUCUUAAUUGACCUCUUGACCUUUGCUGGGCCGUGGAGGAGGUUGUGGUUGUUACAGGAUUUUGUAGACACACUUUAUAUUUAAGAUACUGUUGAGAAGUAGGCUUAAAAGAGCAGACAGACCUUUGAGCUACUACUACCUUUGAUAAACUCUUUUUAUGUGGAUUCUGACAAACGUAAGAGCUGGCUUUAUUUUUACUCUUAACUUUCUCCUACUUUGUAUUUAUUCUAAGAUAUUCUAGUGGGAGGUGUCCCUGCCUAUGGCAGGGGGUUGGAACUGGCGGAGCUUUGAGGUCACUUCCAACCUAAACCAUUCUGUGAUUCUAUACUGCAUGAGGAUGUCAAAAGGGAAAUACUUUAAAUCGUCCAGAAGCCAUAUUAAACGUUUAGCAUGCUUGGAGUUGAAAAACAAAAAGGAAUGGGUUUUACUUUUGCUGUGCAAUAUAAAAGGUGGAUGUAGAGGAGGGGGAGACGCAGAUUUACAAACUAAUCUUAACUCAGAGGACUUGAGAAAGCUGGAUAAAUCCCACCCUGGAUUGCAACACAACGUGCAGUAACCGAAGCUGGUGUAGGAGGUACUCAGUUAUUCCUGUCCGACUCAUUUUAUGACUGGUUCCUUCAGUCUGUCCAGGCUGCAAAGAGUGCAGGAAUGAAGGCUGAUAUGGCAAGGAAGUCAGAGGCAGUUUGUAAGCUACUCUGUGGAGUCAGGAUCGGGUGCCGGGUGCCAGACGAGACCCUACAUCCGCUCUGAAACGCAGCCUUGGCCACCAGAGCAGCACGCAGGAGAUGAACGUUUGGGGUUGUACGUUCAGGGUGUUAAGUGCACUUGAUGAUUUCUUCCGUGUGACCUGCAUGCUAAAGCAGUGUGCAAUAUUUUGUAAAGAAGUUUUAAAAUAAAUAAAUAAGGAACAAAAAAAAAAAUCAGCAAUUGCCUCAAGUUUUGAAAGGGAAGUUCAAAACAAAUGUGCUGGUUUCUGUAGGAACUUCACUCAUCCCUUACCACUACUAAGUGCAGUUCAACAAACGAUAGGAGUUGAAGGGAGCAGAAGACUUCUAUUUUGUAAUCUUCUUAGCAGGCUCUACUUUUUUCUACUUAACCACCGUGGCAUAAAUCCCAGAAAUCUCUAUGGACUCCUAGGUUUUAUUUAAGGUAAUUAACACGAGAGUCAGGUCUGGCACCGUGCAGCACAGGCAGCACCUGGCUCUGCUAGCAGAAAUACAACUCUCUACGUAGCACUUUGUUAGAAAGAGGGAAAAAGAAAAGGUUCAAGUGUCUGUCAGUUGCUCAUCAAUAGUCUGCCUUAUUGCUGUGUCAUUCUUUCUGCUACAUUCUUAUUUAUUACUACCUAAUAAAUUGUUUGCAACGA
Pogoniulus pusillus (Red-fronted tinkerbird) is the source of this 4122-nucleotide messenger RNA. It is a transcript of the gene KRIT1, whose product is annotated as KRIT1 ankyrin repeat containing. The record is from RefSeq and is a predicted model, not a curated record. Gene Ontology annotation, cellular component: cytoskeleton; plasma membrane. Bases 221 to 2431 code for a protein of 736 amino acids. Gene Ontology annotation, molecular function: protein binding. The transcript is spliced from 17 exons. Lineage: Eukaryota; Metazoa; Chordata; Aves; Piciformes; Lybiidae. Gene Ontology annotation, biological process: regulation of establishment of cell polarity; negative regulation of angiogenesis; cell redox homeostasis.